Macaca mulatta (Rhesus monkey) is the source of this 2571-nucleotide messenger RNA. RefSeq names its product transmembrane serine protease 3 (gene TMPRSS3). Lineage: Eukaryota; Metazoa; Chordata; Mammalia; Primates; Cercopithecidae. Gene Ontology annotation, biological process: proteolysis. Gene Ontology annotation, cellular component: membrane. The record is from RefSeq and is a predicted model, not a curated record. Gene Ontology annotation, molecular function: serine-type endopeptidase activity; protein binding.
UCAGAGUUACUGGGAAUGACUUGGAAAGGUCUCUGGUCUUUGGCGUUGUGAUAGGUGGAAUUCUUUCAUAGGAAACACAGCCCCAGGGUUGUUUUGAUGCAAGCCGUUGGUCCAAAGCCACUCCCCACUUUGCUAUGUGGGGGAAGGACCGAGAACCGGAUGGCUUGGAUACUUUCAUUCUUAAUUAGGUCAUGCCCGUGUGAGCCAGGAAAGGUCUGUGUUUAUGCGAAGCUAGUAAUACUGUUGCCUACUAUCUCUUCUGUGGUGCCAUCUACAUUUUUGGGACUCGGGAAUUAUGAGAUAGAGGUGGAGGUGGAGCCGGAGGUCAGAGGUCCUGAAAUAGUCACCAUGGGGGAAAAUGAUCCGCCUGCCGCUGAAGCCCCCUUCUCAUUCCGAUCGCUUUUUGGCCUUGAUGAUUUGAAAAUAAGUCCUGUUGCACCAGAUGCAAAUGCCGUUGCUGCACAGAUUCUGUCACUGCUGCCAUUGAAGUUUUUUCCAAUCAUCGUCAUUGGGAUCAUUGCAUUGAUAUUAGCACUGGCCAUUGGUCUGGGCAUCCACUUCGACUGCUCUGGGAAGUACAGGUGUCGCUCAUCCUUUAAGUGUGUUGAGCUGACAGCUCGAUGUGACGGAGUCUCAGAUUGCAGAGACGGGGAGGACGAGUACCGCUGUGUCCGCGUGAGCGGUCGGAAUGCCGUGCUCCAGGUGUUCACAGCUGCUUCGUGGAAGACCAUGUGCUCCGAUGACUGGAAGGGUCACUACGCAAAUGUUGCCUGUGCCCAGCUGGGUUUCCCAAGCUAUGUAAGUUCAGAUAACCUCAGAGUGAGCUCGCUGGAGGGGCAGUUCCGCGAGGAGUUUGUGUCCAUCAAUCACCUCUUGCCAGACGACAAGGUGACUGCGUUACACCACUCGGUAUAUGUGAGGGAAGGAUGUGCCUCUGGCCACGUGGUUACCUUGCAGUGCACAGCCUGUGGUCAUAGAAGGGGCUACAGCUCACGCAUCGUGGGUGGAAACAUGUCCUCGCUCUCGCAGUGGCCCUGGCAGGCCAGCCUUCAGUUCCAGGGCUACCACCUGUGCGGGGGCUCUGUCAUCACGCCCAUGUGGAUCGUCACUGCUGCACACUGUGUUUACGACUUGUACCUGCCGAAGUCAUGGACCAUCCAGGUGGGUCUAGUUUCCCUGCUGGACAAUCCAGCCCCAUCCCACUUGGUGGAGAAGAUUGUCUACCACAGCAAGUACAAGCCAAAGAGGCUGGGGAAUGACAUCGCCCUCAUGAAGCUGACUGGGCCGCUCACGUUCAAUGAGAUGAUCCAGCCUGUGUGCCUGCCCAACUCUGAAGAGAACUUCCCUGAUGGAAAAGUGUGCUGGACGUCAGGAUGGGGGGCCACAGAGGAUGGAGGUGACGCCUCCCCUGUCCUGAACCACGCGGCCGUCCCUUUGAUUUCCAACAAGAUCUGCAACCACAGGGAUGUGUACGGUGGCAUCAUCUCCCCCUCCAUGCUCUGCGCGGGCUACCUGAAGGGCGGUGUGGACAGCUGCCAGGGGGACAGCGGGGGGCCCCUGGUGUGUCAAGAGAGGAGGCUGUGGAAGUUAGUGGGAGCGACCAGCUUUGGCAUCGGCUGCGCUGAGGCGAACAAGCCCGGGGUGUACACCCGCGUCACCUCCUUCCUGGACUGGAUCCAUGAGCAGAUGGAGAGAGACCUAAAAACCUGAAGAGGGAGGGGACAAACCUGCUUUCCUGCGGUGAUGGAGACAGCCCAACCCUCCCCUGGCCGCCCGUGUGGGAACCUGCACAUCAGCAAACACCUUCAGAGCUCUGCGUUCCGGCACCAGCAGCAGGCCCGAAAGAGGCGCCCUUCCAUCGGAUUCCAGCACAACCUUCCAGCUCCUUUUUUUGUUUUGAGAUGGAGUCUCGCUCUGUCGCCCAGGCUGGAGUGCAGAGGUGAAAUCUCUGCUCACUGCAGCCUCUGCCUCCCGGGUUCAAGUGAUUCUCCUGCCUCAGCUUUCCCAGUAGCUGGGACCACAGGCACCUGCCACCACGCCCAGUUAAUUUUUAUAUUUUUAGUAGAGACGGGGUUUCACCAUGUUGGCCAGGCUGCUCUCGAACUCCUGACCUCAAAUGAUGUGCCUGCUUUAGCCUCCCACAGUGCGGGGAUUACAGGCAUGGGCCACCACGCCCAGCCUCAUGCUCCUUUCUGAUCUUCACUAAGAACAAAAGAAGCAGCAACUCACAAGUGUGGUCUUUCCCACUGGUCCACUUGGUUUUCUCUCCAGGGGUCUUGCAAAAUUCCUGAUGAGAUAAGCAGUUAUGUGACCUCAUGUGCAAAGCCACCAACAGCCACUCAGUAAAGAUGUACCGGCCCAGAACUGCGUAAUUGCGGUCAUUGCACGUUUUUAUCCCUAGGGACCAGAACCAAACCCACCCUUUCUACUUCCAAGACUUGUUUUCACACGCGGGGAAGUUAAUCUAUGAAUGACUCGUUUAAGGCAUAUUUUCAUGAUUUCUUUGUAGCAUUUGGUGCUUGAUGUAUUCUUGCCCUUUGAUUCCAAAUAAUACGUUUUCUUCCCUCAUUG